AUGAACCAAGAAUUCCGGGAUAAUCCGUCGUUCAAGGCCUGGGGUCCCUUCAUCUCACCAAACUACCAUAAUGAGCCCAUCACAAGAUCCGACAUUAUCAUCGCGUCCACAGUAUGGGCGCUCACGUUGGUCAACAUCAUCAUCGCCUUUUUCUUGGCUGUCAGACAAACCAAGGAAUCGCGAGCCCCCCUCAGGAGUAUAUACAUUUGGAUGAUAUGGAUGGAAAUGGCCGUCUGUUUUGUCAUGGGACUCGAAUGCUAUCUGCAUCUGCUCAAGUUCAUCAGUCCAAGUUUCGCCUUUUACUUCACCAUCCUGUUCUGGUGGUGUAUUCAGGUCCAAUUGCUGCUGCAAAUCAUCAUCAACCGUAUUCGUGUCAUCGUACCCGAUCGCAACCGUGGACGAUGGAUCAUGAUCGCAACAGCUACAUUCGUCACAGCAAUCAACAUCAGUGUGUUUAACAUCUGGAUUCCAGCCCGGUUACAGGUCAACUCUACAUAUCACAUUGCCAACGAAUACUGGGAUCGUAUCGAAAAGGGUCUCUACCUGCUUGUCGACGCCAUACUCAACUGGUUCUUCUUGAAGACUGUCAAGGAAAACCUCAUCAAGAACGGUCUCACCAAAUACAACUCACUCGUGCGCUUCAACCAGAAAAUCGUCAUUGUUUCACUGCUCAUGGACGUCAUGAUUAUCGGCGCCAUGUCCAUCCCCAACUCCUUUGUCUAUAUUCAAUUCCAUCCGCUCGCCUACAUGGUCAAACUCAACAUCGAAAUGACAAUGGCCAACCUCAUCAAGCGCAUUGCAAUCUCCACCUCGCGCAAGACCGGCAUGCACUCUAUGGCACAAGAAUUCCGCUCCUCGUCCGAACUGUCCACCGGCCACCACACUGGCAGCGCAUACCACCGCACGCAGCGCGCCUCAGUUCACGAGCUCUCCAGCUUCGUCAGCUGCGACGCCGACACCAAAGCCGGCGACCGCGACCGCAUCGUCAGCUUCGCACCCGUCGGCAACCAGAUCAAGAAGACGCGCGAAGUUAUCAUCCGCAGCGAAGUCAAUCCGUACUUUCAGAAAGACGGCACCGAAGUCGAAAUCACUAGCGGCAGCGGCGCACUGCAUCAUCGCACUAAAUCCGGUAGUGGCGUCGUGGUCGAGGAGCGCGUCAUUGCGCGCCGCAAGAGCAUGGAGAGCAUAGCCGAGGGCAACGAGAGCAUGAAGAGCAUGAAGAGCACCGAUGCAAAUAGCAAGAAGCCUGAUGAUAGUGACGAUGAGACUGCGCUGGUGGGGAAUAAAGCGUGGUGGCCUCGCGCGGAAGAGUAA
Molecule: messenger RNA, 1314 nt
Organism: Bipolaris victoriae FI3
Lineage: Eukaryota; Fungi; Ascomycota; Dothideomycetes; Pleosporales; Pleosporaceae
Exons: 4
Coding region: 1-1314 (437 amino acids)
Source: RefSeq, a predicted model, not a curated record